AAAAAAAAGGGGGCAGGGCCUUGUGGUGGGGGUGGAGGAGUCGGCUUUCAGGCGGUGAGGCGCACGGUGCUGUGGAGCCGCUCAGUUGUGCGCACACCCGUCCACAGUGCACUGCUCUGUACUACACCUCACUACACUACACCUCACUACACUACACACACCGGCUGUGUGUGAGAGAGUGGAUGCUGACUGAGCCGAGGAGCAGGAGGACCGCAGGGCUGCAGACCGAGCCCGUGUCUCCUGCAGACUGACCCAGACGUCCUCACCUGACUGACCAGGACGCAGGAAAAAAAAAAAAAAAAAAAAAAAAAAGGGACGCCUGAGUGGAGGAGAAGAAGGAGAAGAGAAGGAGGUCUGGAGGAUCAGUGACUGUCACCGUGUCUGGAUAUGAUGUGGAUGAAACAGAGGGGAAUUAAAGGACCAGUUCAGCUGAUCGAGGAGCGUUCAUGAUCCGCCGCUGCUGCUGGAUUCACUGACCGAAGGAAAGAGAGGAAUAAUUGGGAAACGGUUUGCAUACUAAUCAGGAUUCAGACAGGAGAAAGGAGAGAAAGGAGAGGAGAGGAGGAGAGCACACACGUCCAGAGCAGCUGAGAGAGGCUCAGAUGAAUAGACAUCAGUCAUCUCAGUCUGCAGGAGGCCAGGCUCUGGACACAAACACUGCUGGAUCCAAUAUCUAGAAUUCAUUAGAAUAUUAACAUGUCACAUGUGUAGCCGAGGCCAGCCAUGUCCAUAACAAGUAAAGGGUCAGGAAGGAGGACUUGGGUCAGCGGACCCUGUGUGUGUUUUUACCGGUGGAAGACAUUCUUCUACCUCUGCACUGUCCUGGUGGCCGCUCUGUCCACGACCGUCCGUGGAGCCCUGGAGCUCCAGCUGGACGAGGAGCAGCCGGCAGGAACCAUAGUCGGGGACAUCAGCGCAGGUUUACCCCCUGAAGAAACCGCAAGUCUCUACUUUAUCUCCGACCACGAAGGCACCGGUGUUGGCAGUGACCUCACCAUCGACGAGACCACGGGCAUCAUCACCACUGCGCGCCGCCUGGACCGCGAGCAGAGGGACCACUACAGCUUCAUCGCCGUGACCAUGACAGGAGUCACGAUCGAGGUGUCCAUUACCGUCAACGACAUAAACGACCACGCGCCUGUCUUCCCUAAAAAGAAGGCGGUUCUCAAGAUUCCUGAGCACACAGCGGUGGGAACCAGAUUUUCUCUGGAUCCGGCCACCGAUGCAGACAAGGACCAGCUGACCACACAAGGCUACGCUAUCAGAGAGGGCAACGUGGGUCAGGCUUUCAGACUGGACACCAAGAGAGCAGCCAACAAGGUGUUGUACCUGGACCUGGUGGUCAACGGGUUGCUGGACAGAGAGAAACGUUCCUCCUACUCCCUCGUUGUGGAGGCGUUCGAUGGAGGGUCGCCUAAGAAAAUGGGAUCCAUGAACCUGGAUGUGAUCGUGACCGACAUCAAUGAUCAUGCACCGGUGUUCAACCAGAGUCGAUACCACGCCAUCAUCUCUGAAAGUCUUCCACAAGGAAGUGGCAUACUGCAGGUGUUCGCGACAGAUGAAGAUGAGGGCGACAACGGUCUUGUGCUUUAUGAGAUCAACCGGCGUCAGAGUGAUCCCGAACGCUACUUUGUCAUCGACAUUAAAUCAGGGGUCAUCACUCUGAAUAGACCCCUGGACUAUGAGCUAAAGAGGGUCCAUGAACUGGUGGUCCAGGCCCGGGACAAUGCCAGCCAUCCUGAGGUGACCAAUGCCUUCGUGACCAUCCACGUCCGUGACUACAAUGACAAUCAGCCCACCAUGACCAUCAUCUUCCUCAGCGAAGACGGAUCUCCUAGAAUCUCAGAGGGAGCCCAGCCGGGUCAGUACGUAGCGCGGAUAUCUGUCACCGACCCAGAUUAUGGAGAGUACGCCAACGUGAAUGUGUCCCUAGAGGGGGGUGAUGGGAAGUUCGCUCUGACGACCAAGGACAGCAUCAUUUACCUGAUAUACGUGGACCAGGUCCUGGACAGAGAAGAACGGGAUUCCUAUGACCUGAGGGUGAUGGCCACAGACUCUGGAACGCCGCCGCUCAGGGCGGAGUCAUCGUUCACCAUCCAGGUCAUGGACGUCAACGAUAACCCUCCUCUGUUCGACCAGCAGACCUACAGACAGACCAUCCCCGAGGUUGUAUAUCCUGGAUCCUUUGUUCUUCAGGUCACCGCACGAGACAAGGACCAGGGCCCGAACGGGGACAUCAGAUACAGCAUCCUCAAGGGCAAAAACUCUGAUUGGUUUUCUAUCGAUCAACAAACGGGAAUCAUCACUACUGCUGCCGCCCUUGAUUUCGAAUCCGAGCCGGCUCCGAGCGUGACUGUUAUUGCGAUGGAUAACGGCCGCCCUGCUCUGUCGUCCACCGCCAAGGUAGACAUCGUGUUGCAGGAUGUUAACGACAACACGCCGGUGUUCUCCAGCAGCUCCUACAACGCAUCCAUCAAGGAGAACACGCCGGCAGGGACCUGUUUCCUGGAGGUCUCGGCCACAGACGAGGAUCGUGGAUCUUUUGGAGCCAUAGCCUACACUCUGGGCUCCGCCUCCGGAGGCCUGGCACCGACAUACUUCACCCUGGACAAAGAGACGGGCCAGCUGUGCACUAACGCAGCUCUGGACCGGGAUGAAGGACUGGACAAGUUUCACCUGAGUGUUACUGCGACAGAUGGAGGUGGUCUGAGCUCAGUGGCCCGUGUGCAGGUGUCAGUGGUGGAUAUAAAUGACAACCGGCCGACCUUCUACCCAGUUCUCUACACAGUCAGUCUCAGUGCCCACAGUGCACCAGGAACCUCCGUCGUCAAGGUAACAGCCAAUGACCCAGAUGCUGGUGAGAACGGCAGGGUGACCUAUCGCACAGUGCCAGGAGGCGGGUCCAACUACUUCACCCUCAACAAAGACACAGGAGUCAUCUCUCUCUCCCGCUCCCUCCACGGUAAAGCCAACACAGUCAUCUCCAUGGUCAUAUCAGCCCAAGAUGGCGGCGGUUUGACGGCGCCGGUCAACGCCAGGGUGAACGUGAGCGUGGUGGGAGGCUCGGUGGCGUCGCCCGUGUUUGAACAGGCUCAGUAUUUCUUCACCGUGUCCGAGGACGUCCUCAGAGGGACGGCGGUCGGAGUGGUGCGAGCUGCGACCAGGACGGGUGUGUCCAAAGAUAUCUUCUACUCCAUCUCCUCUGGAGACCCUGAAGGUUUCUUCACGGUGGACGCUGCGUCUGGCGUCAUUCGUACGGCUCUCCCUCUGGACCACGAGACAUGUUCCAGUCUUGAUCUGGAAAUCCAGGCCCGCUCUGGUUCGCCGCCGGCGUACGGUACCGCACGAAUACACAUCACCAUGUCAGACGUCAACGACAACGCACCCGUUUUCCUUCCCACAUCAUCGGAAUCCCUGCUGUUACCUGAGGUCACCAAAAUGGGAGCCGUCAUCUACCGCAUCCAAGCCACCGACAAGGACUCGGGCCACAAUGGUCAGCUCAGCUUCGACCUGGUCUCUGCGGGAUCUGCCGGCAGCAGCGGCCAGAGGACGUUUGGCGUGGACCGAGGUAGUGGUGAGGUGCGUCUGAUUGGCGGGCUCUCCUACGAAACUGUCCCACGCUACGACCUCCAGGUGGUUGCCAAAGACGGAGGAGUGCCUCAGCUCAGCUCCACCUUCACCCUCGUGGUCCACAUCCAGGCACAGGAUGCCCAAGGCCCCCACUUCGACACACUCACUUAUCGCGUGGAGUUGAGAGAAAACACUCCGCUCAACACUCGCUUCCUCCAGGUCCGAGCGCUUAACAGAGAAGGAUCUGGGACCGGUAGGAGCUCCUCCUCGUCCUCGUCCUCCUCCUCAUCAUCAUCCACUCCCUCCUCUAUUUCCUACCGUCUGAGGCCUGACGGAGAUGCUGCAGGUUUCGGCAUCAUGCCCGAUAGCGGUUGGCUCUUUGUCCGCAGCUCUCUGGACAGAGAAGUCAAGGACAUGUAUCUGCUGACUGUCCUGGCGACCUCAGGUCCAGGAGGAGCAGGAAGAACUGGAAGUGCCACAGUGAGGGUGACGGUGACCGACGAGAACGACAACUCCCCCAGGCUGAGCCAGGAGAGGGUGUUCCUGGCCGUCAGGGAGAAUCUGAUGGCCGGGACAGGCUUCGGCAGGGUGUCUGCCACGGACAGGGACGCCGGACUGAACGCCAGACUCACCUACAGACUGCUGCACGCGGACAAACACUUUCAGAUCAACUCACAGACGGGUGAAAUCAGCACCCGUUUUGCCCUGGACAGGGAGCAACAGUCCAGUUACCAGCUGGUCGUGGUCGUCCAGGACGGAGGGACGCCUCCACGUAGUGCAACUGGUACAGCUCAUAUCUCUGUACUGGAUGAGAACGACCACCCGCCCAGCUUCACUCAUGCCAGGCCGGACCGAGAGCUGCUUCUGGAGGUCUCCGAGGGACUUCCAUCUGGAACGGUCGUAGGAACACUGAUGGCCAAAGACCCGGACGAAGGAGAGAAUGGAACUGUUUAUUACUCUCUCUCAGGCCCCAGAGCCGAGCGCUUCUCCCUGAACCCCACCAGUGGGGAGCUGAGAACCGCGGCCCCUCUCAGAUGGUUGGAGCGAGCUGAGUACAUGUUUACCGUGACUGCGGCUGACCACGGAACACCAGGCCUCAGCUCCACCUGCCAGCUACGGAUACAGGUUUCAAGUACCUCCAGGUCCAGCCCCAAGACCAACACGCUCUCCAUGAUCCUGAACAUCAUCGAAGGGGCGGCUCCCGGCUCCAUCAUUGGCUCUUUACGUCCACAUGACAAGCCCGACACAGCGGUGCUGGAAGGACAGGUGACCUACCUGGUGGUGGGGGGGACGGACCGGGACGGAACCUUCAUGGUGGACCGACUGAAGGGAGAUGUUUAUCUGGUGCGCGAGCUGGACUAUGAGAAGGGCUCCAGGUACACGCUGCAUGUGGAGGUGUCGGACUUCUCUCAGGAGUUUCCCAGCAGCCACCUGGUGCAGCUGGACAUCCAUGUGCAGGACAGCAACGAUCACGCUCCUCAGUUCAUGGAAGACCCCGUUACCAUCGUGAUCCCAGAGAACAUAGAACCUGGAGCCUCCAUAUAUACUUUCCAGGCCUUGGACAAGGACGGCAGUGGACCCAACAGUGAUGUCCGUUACUCCGUCGAACACCACUGGCCUGACACGCCCGACCUGCUCUUCUUGGACAGUUCCACCGGAGUCCUGACCCUGGGACAGAAGUUGGAUCGCGAGUCGACCCCUUCGCUCUUCCUGGUGGUGCGGGCCACGGAUCAGGCCGUGGAUCCUUCUCAGAGACGCUGGGGUUCCGUCACAGCCAGGAUCUUCGUGACAGAUGAGAACGACAACGCUCCAGUCUUCAGCUCUCCCUCCGCCGUCAGCGUCAUGGAGGACCAGCCUGUGGGCUUUGUGAUUUUGUACGUAAUGGCCCGAGAUGAGGACGAGGGUGAAAAUGGACGGGUGUCGUACAGGAUCCAGGCAGGAAACGGCGCCGGACGCUUCACUCUGAACCCCAACACUGGCUCUUUGUCAGUCCUUAAACCUUUGGACCGAGAAGAACAGGAAGUCUUCAAUCUGACCAUUGUGGCGGAGGAUCAUGGGAUACCUCAGCUGUCCACCUCCCAGGUGCUUUGUGUGCAGGUUAUUGAUGUGAACGAUGAAGCUCCGGUGUUCCAGUCCUCAGAGUUCCAGACCCAGGUGUUGGAAAACCAAGGACCAGGAACGACAGUGUUGACAGUGACGGCUACUGAUCGGGAUCAAGGCUCGAACGGUCACGUGAUGUACGGAGGAGUGACAGAGGAAGGCUUCGUCAUCAACCCCAUCACGGGAGUCAUCACCACCACCAAGGAGCUGGACGCCGAGCGGCAGGACCACUACACCCUGACUGUGUACGCCAGGGACGGAGGGCUGCCUCCCAACUUUGCCAAGGCCGUGGUUCGUGUAGAAGUGCAGGAUGUGAACGACAACGCCCCGGUCUUUUCAAAGUCCUGGUACCGACUGGAGGUGCCGGAGAACCAGGCUGCUGUAGAGCUCUGCUUCCUCAAGGCUACAGACCCCGACUCGGGUCUGGGUGGAGAGCUGGAGUACAGGAUUGCUGGAGGAGAUUUCCGAGGAGACUUCCAUCUUGACCUCAGCACGGGGGCUCUGUCUACCUCACGGAGCCUGGACAGGGAGACGAAGGCGGAGUACAACCUGGAGGUGGUGGCGACGGACCGCGGCAGCCCUGCUCUCAGCACCACGGCCACUGUGGAGGUGGUGGUGCUGGACGUCAACGACAACAGCCCUGUUUUCAGCAAAGCCAGUUACUCAGUGGACGUGUCAGAGGACGCUAAAGAGGGAACAAAGGUUCUGGAGGUCUCUGCCACCGAUCCUGACGAGGGACAGAAUGGGAAAGUCCUGUAUUUCCUCAGCAGGGAGACUCACGGAGCGUUCACUGUGGAUGAAAACACCGGAGUCAUCACCACAGCAGCUCCUCUGGACAGAGAGAAGUGGGCGUCCUACACCUUCCAGGUGUUCGCUGUAGAUCUGUCUCCUGCUGCGCCCAGGAACACAUCUGCUCAGGUGACGGUCACGGUUCUGGACGUCAACGACAACGCUCCAUUUUUCCUCCAGGAUCCUCUGGUCAUCGAGGUGUCCAGCAGCAAGUCUCAGCGAGUCCUGGCCACCAUGAAGGCGGAGGAUAAGGACUUUGGAGCCAACGGUUCGGUCUUUUAUCGUUUCGCCAUGCCGGUGAAGGGUUUCAGCAUCAACUCCCUAACCGGGGAGAUCCAGGCUACUCAGCCGCUAGAAGACCUGAGCCAAGCUCAGAGGACGCUGAUUGUGGAGGCCAUGGACCAGGGCAGUCCAGCUCCUCAGUCAGCACAGGGUGUGGUGGUCAUCUAUGUCAAGGAGGUGCCUUACAGCGGCAUACGGUUUUCUAGAAACGCCAGAGACGUCAGCAUUCAGGAGAACGCCGUAAGAGGAACAACUGUGGCUCAAGCUCAGGCUCAACACCCAGACGGUUCACGUGAAGGUAUCAGCUACAGCCUGUUCAGUGGGAACAGGAAACAGUCCUUCAGCAUCAGUUCCUCGUCAGGUGAAAUUCGAGUGGCGAGCUCCACGGGUUUGGAUUUUGAAGACACGCCCAGGCUCCGCCUAGUGGUGAAGGCUGAAACUGUGUCUUCUACGUCCUUCAUGGCUAUUAACUUGAACCUGCAGGAUGUCAACGACAACCUUCCUCGGUUCCAGCUGCAGAAUUACAUAGCCUACAUGAGAGAAGCUCAGGGAUAUGAAACACCGAUCAUACAGGUGGUGGCUGAGGAUGUUGAUCAGGGCCAAAAUGGUCAGGUGACCUACUCCAUCCAGUCGUCGGGUGUGAGCGGCCUCUUCAAGAUUGACCCGAUGACAGGAAGCAUCACCACAGCAGCCAUCAUGGACCGUGAAAUCUUUACCCAGACCAAGUUAGUGAUUACAGCAACAGACAGAGGAAGUCCGAGGCUAGCUGGAUCGGCCACGUUGACAGUGAUCAUCAUUGACCAGAACGACAACAGUCCCACUAUUCCCCUGCCAAAGGAAGUCCGCAUUCCAGAGAAUACACUGAUUGGAUCUGAGAUCACCCUGGUGACCGGUAACGACGUGGACUCCAGCCCCGCCCUCUCCUACUCCUUACAGUUGGACCCCAUGGCCUUUGGCAAGUUUGGGAUCCACCGUUUCAGCGGGGGCGUGUCCCUCACCGCCCCUCUGGACUUCGAGGAGAAGACCUGGUACACCGUCACUGUCAGAGCUACAGACAGCCAGCACCAGACUGAGGCCAACAUCACGAUACUGGUGGAGGACAUUAACGACAACGCACCUGUGUUCACUCAGGACCUCUACCAGGUUACCCUGCCUGAGCACACACCCCCGGGAAGUGCAGUUAUCACGGUAACAGCCACAGACCGGGACACAGGAGACAACGGAAAGAUCACCUACAGAGUCAUGUCCUCCACCCAGGACGGCUUCUACAUCGAUCCCAACAACGGGACAUUGUUCAUCAGUCACAGAGCCGAAUUUGAUCCAGAGCGUCCUUCGGUCAGCAUUGUCAUUGAAGCUUGCGAUGGAGGCUCUCCUUCCCUGUCGUCCCUGACGACAAUCCAACUUCAGAUCUCUGACGUCAAUGACAACGCUCCAGUGUUCCAUCAAUCUGAAUACAGGGCCACAGUGUCUGAGGACACCAUUCCAGGCUCCACAGUCCUGACGUUUGAGGCCUCUGACAGUGAUCUCUCUCGAGAAAACUGUGGAUUUGACUUCGCUAUCGCUAAUGGAAACGAAGGAAAUGCUUUCCAGAUAGAGAGCAGCGUGCGCUUCCUAGAGGGGCGGGGCUUCCAAACAGUUGGAACCCUGCUGUUGGCUGAAGGGCUUGACUUUGAGAUCAAACCACUUUACAAUCUCACUGUGGUGGUUUCAGACCGAGGCGUGCCCCAGAGGAGUUCUAGUGUCGCUGCAAUCAUAAGUAUCGGUGACGUGAACGAUAAUCCUCCAGUCUUCAGCAGUGCUGAAUAUACCGUGUCUCUAAGUGAAGGAGCUGCUGCUGGGACUGAAAUCAUACGACUCACAGCUACAGACCCAGACUCAACCCCGAAUGCUGAGGUCCAGUAUUCCAUCAGUUCUGGUAAUGAGGUGGACCUGUUCACUGUGGACCACUGGACCGGAGCGCUACGGCUACAGCGAACCCUUGACCGUGAGCACCAGUCCACACACGUCGUCAUCGUCCAGGCCACAGAUGGACACGGACACUUCUCUCUGGCGCCGGUGAUUGUUGAGGUCAAAGACAUCAACGACAACCAUCCUUUCUUCCCUGUGGAAGUUCUGACUGCGAGCAUCAGAGAAAACCAGCCGACCAACUCAGCUGUUACUGUUCUCCACGCCAUUGACCAUGACACCGGGGUUUUUGGACAGCUCAAGUACUACAUGGUGGAACGGACCAGGGCGGGAAAAGACAGCUUCUCCGUGGACCAGAACACGGGGGAAAUCAGAAGCAAAGUGUCCUUUGAUUUUGAGAAGAUUAACUCUUUUAACUUUGUGGCCAUUGCUGUGGAUUCUGGCAACCACACUGCCACUGUGACCGUGCAGGUCUUUGUCACCGGGGAAGACGAGUACGAUCCCAUCUUUACUUCCUCAGAUUUCAGUUUUGAAGUUCCAGAAGGAGCCAAGAAAGGCCAAAGCAUCGGCCAGGUCCAGGCAAAUGAUGAGGAUGGAGGUGUGGAUGGUAUUGUUCUCUAUUCUCUUCCCACCAGCUCUCCAUUUUUUGAUGUGAACAAAACCACUGGGGUGGUUUUCCUGAAGCUGGACAGUUCAGGUGGCAGCAGUGGCAGCGGAUCCAAUCGGGCCAAGAGGGACACCAGGCUGAUGACUCUGGAUGUGAGAGCUCACAGUCCUCUCGACACGUCCCGCACAACUACAGCCCAGAUCUCCAUUGAUGUAACCAACACCACCUUUGGCCUGGCUGCUGACGUGAACAUUUUGUUAGUUAGCAUCAUUGCUGCUUCCCUUGGUUUCAUCGUGUUGCUCGUGAUCAUGGCCGUGGUGGUGUUCCUGGUGAAGUCACGUAGGAAAAAGAAGGAUCAGGACGCUGCUAAUCGAUCUGCCGCCUCAGGAACCGCCCUUCAGAAAAUAGAUGACUGUAAUUCUGGGCCUGGAGGAGAGAGGAUCUACCACCAGACGCUGCCAGGCUACACUUCUGACCAAGGUGGAGCCGGGGGUGCUCCUUACCCAAGAGGGGGCUCUUUGGAUCCCUCACACUCCAGUGGGAGAGGAUCAGCCGAGGCAGCAGAAGACGAUGAGAUCAGGAUGAUUAACGAGUAUCCUCGCGUUGCCUCCAUCACCUCCUCCAUGCAGGAGCACAUAUCAGCCCGAGGACCAGAUUCUGGAAUUCUGCAGGAUGCUGACCAGCUUUCAGAUAUUUCCUGUGAACCGGCAGCUCUGGAGGGCAGCACUUGGUUCAAAGGAAAGAAACUGGGAGGCAGUCUCAGUGGGACCUUGCUCUCUGGCACACUUCCAGUUUACAGGGAUGAAGGAAGUGGAUAUCUGGGGGUAGGCCGUGGCCUCAACAUUUCUCUGCCCAAGGAAUACGCCUUCCCUGAAGAUGGUAAACCCUCAGUGGACGGUUCUCUCACGGCUAUCGUUGCCAGCGAUGAGGAGCUCCGUGGAAGCUACAACUGGGAUUAUCUGCUCAACUGGUGCCCACAGUUCCAGCCUUUGGCAAAUGUCUUCACUGAAAUCGCCAGGCUUAAAGAUGAAACUGCUCAGCAGAGCCAAAAUCCUAGACAACCCUUCCAGCCCAAACCCAAAAUGGACCCCAAACCUAGAAUUGAUCCUCCUCCUCUGAUCACAUCAGUAGCUCACCCGGGGGCCAUGACAGUGCCUCCUAAAGUCCCUAUAAUUGGUCGGACUUUCCCCCACUUGGCUUCCCUUCGACGGUCCCCUAUCAGUCACGAGGGGUCAAUUUCAUCAGCAGCAAUGUCCCCCAGCUUCUCCCCAUCUCUGUCCCCACUGGCGGCGCGGUCCCCCGCUGUCUCCCCCUUUGGAGUCACCCAAGGGCCCUCAGCAUCCAUGAUCAGCACCAGGGAGCCCUCACUGGACCGGAGUCCUGAUCACGAAAUGAGAAUAUGAUGUAAAAAGUAGAACUAUUUAAAGUAGAACUUGAGGACAGACGUUUGUCUGAUCAUAUGUGUUCUGGACCUUUUUCUCCGUCUUCUGGUAGAAUAUGUGAUUGGAAGAACUUCCCUCGGUCGCCGCAGGAACACAGCCAAGUGGAACAUGUGCCUAGGUUGACAGGACCAGCCCACCAUUCCACAGUGACGCAGGUCUCCAUGAACUGAUCAGGAUUGAGGGGUGAACUUCUUCCUCAUCCCGCAGUCAGAGAUCCCUUAGUGUGUAGAUAGAAAAA
Molecule: messenger RNA, 10933 nt
Organism: Cynoglossus semilaevis (tongue sole)
Lineage: Eukaryota; Metazoa; Chordata; Actinopteri; Pleuronectiformes; Cynoglossidae
Product: protocadherin-16-like
Exons: 30
Coding region: 724-10656 (3310 amino acids)
Biological process (GO): homophilic cell-cell adhesion
Cellular component (GO): plasma membrane; cell-cell junction
Molecular function (GO): calcium ion binding
Source: RefSeq, a predicted model, not a curated record